This is a messenger RNA of Vombatus ursinus (common wombat), 1052 nucleotides long. Its product is annotated as ephrin type-B receptor 4-like. NCBI's taxonomy places the organism in Eukaryota, Metazoa, Chordata, Mammalia, Diprotodontia, Vombatidae. Gene Ontology annotation, biological process: axon guidance; protein phosphorylation; central nervous system projection neuron axonogenesis. The record is from RefSeq and is a predicted model, not a curated record. Gene Ontology annotation, molecular function: transmembrane-ephrin receptor activity; protein binding; ATP binding. The coding region runs from base 1 to 840 and encodes 279 amino acids. Gene Ontology annotation, cellular component: neuron projection. The transcript is spliced from 6 exons.
AUGAGAAGGAAUUCAACCCUGGGGUCCUCUGCCCCACCUCAAGGACUUCAGUAUCUGAGUAAUUCUCACCUUCUCAUGGUACUUGACCUCAUAAUCCAGCACAGCCCCACUGGAUGGAUGGGGAAUGGACCAAGUGGGGUACGCUUCCUAAAAACAUCAGAAAACCAAGCAGAGCUACAAGGGUUGAAGAGGGGGACCAGUUACCUUGUUCAAGUUCGGGCGCGCUCUGAGGCUGGCUAUGGGCCCUUUGGCCGUGAGCAUGACAGCCAAACCAAACUGGAUGAGAAUGAGAACUGGAGGGACCAGCUGGCACUGAUCUCGGGCACAGCAGCUGUCGGGGUUAUUCUGAUUCUAGUGGUCGUUGUCAUCGCAGUCCUCUGCCUCAGGAAACAGAGCAGUGGGAGAGAUGCUGAAUAUUCGGACAAGCAUGGACAAUAUCUCAUCGGGCAUGGCACAAAAGUCUAUAUUGACCCCUUUACUUAUGAAGACCCCAAUGAGGCUGUGAGAGAAUUUGCAAAGGAGAUCGAUGUAUCCUAUGUCAAGAUUGAGGAAGUGAUUGGAGCAGGAGAAUUUGGAGAGGUGUGUCGGGGACGACUGAAAACCCCAGGAAAGAAGGAAAGCUACGUAGCCAUCAAGACCCUGAAAGGUGGCUAUACAGAGAGGCAGAGAAGGGAGUUCUUGAGUGAGGCCUCCAUCAUGGGCCAGUUUGAACAUCCCAAUAUCAUCCGACUAGAGGGCGUAGUCACCAAUAGUGUGCCCGUCAUGAUCCUAACCGAAUUUAUGGAGAAUGGGGCACUGGAUUCCUUCCUUCGGGUAAGUCCUGCUUCCUUGCCCUCGUAGCCUCCCAGAGUUAUACCCUCCUAAUCCCCAUGGCUUUUCUCCUGAACCAGAAUAGGAUAUCUCUUUUUUUUAUGAGACACCAAAGGUAAGAUGCCUGGCUUCCUGUCUUCCAUUUUUGGCUCCCUACACCUAUCUCAUUCCCCUGAGAUCAUGAGAGCCUGAAUCUGUAGCUGUAAAGGACCUCAGAGCUCCUCUAGUUCAACUCGCUCAUU